Ostertagia ostertagi is the source of this 573-nucleotide messenger RNA. The record is from the annotation of a GenBank genome assembly. NCBI's taxonomy places the organism in Eukaryota, Metazoa, Nematoda, Chromadorea, Rhabditida, Trichostrongylidae.
UUUGCAAAAAAAAUCGUUCAGGUGAUCUCUACGUUAAACUUUCCUGAUGUCGGCGACGAACCUGGACGAAUUAAUUGGACCAGAUCUGCUGCCAGUAUACAGGCUAUACCUAACGUGCUACGAACUCAUAUGGUUGUGCCAUGUAUGAAUAGCGAUCGCAUUUAUAUAGUGGAAAUCGAUAAGGUGGAAAUGAAAAUAGUAAAGACAAUUGGUUCGGAGCUCCUGAGACAUUACGAUAUGUCCUGUCCGUAUGCUGUUCAUGUUCUGCCGCUCAAAGGUGCUCCUGUUCACAUUGCCACGAUGGGAGAUAAUUACGGUCACGGCAAAGGCGAUUUUUUGUUGAUUGAUCGACAUUCGUUCGAGAUUCGCGAACGUCACAAUCGUGGUGGAUUCUACGGAUUCGGUGGUGACUUUUCGUUUCAGACGAGACGGAAUCUGUUGAUCGCCUGUGAAUGGGGACAUCCGCGACUAUUCCGCGGCGGUUUCACACGUAGCGACAUCGAGAAUGGUGGGUUUCGAAACCCUGCAGGUUGGAUGAAGGGUUAUUCGUUGUUAUCCUUUUGCAUGGGUUAG